Messenger RNA from Corticium candelabrum, 798 nucleotides. RefSeq lists its product as uncharacterized. NCBI's taxonomy places the organism in Eukaryota, Metazoa, Porifera, Homoscleromorpha, Homosclerophorida, Plakinidae. Gene Ontology annotation, molecular function: nucleic acid binding. The transcript has 3 exons. The record is from RefSeq and is a predicted model, not a curated record. Gene Ontology annotation, biological process: DNA integration. Bases 1 to 798 code for a protein of 265 amino acids.
AUGCCUUCUCGCAGCAUGCAGAAAUGUGUGCCAUACGGAGACAAACAGCCGAUGAAGUUUGUGAGAAACUACAAGAAUGGAUUGGAAGAAUUUUGCAAACAAUACGGUAUUCGACAUUCGUUUUCGACACCUUAUCAUCCACAGGCUAAUGGAUCUGUUGAACGUCUUAACCGCUCUCUGGGUGUAUCUUUGUCUAAGAUGAUUGCGUCACAUCAACGAGAUCGGUAUGACCAUCUCUUUGCGGCACAAUUUGCUCACAAUACAGCAUACCACGAAACCAUGGGAGAUACACCUUAUAGAAUCGUUUUCAAAGAUUCCCCAAGAACUAUGUUACACGUAGCAGCGGAUCUGGUAUAUUCUGAGUCAACAGAUGAACAUCAACUACCUACCGUGUAUGCUGACCAAGAACAGGAGAAAGUUGCAGAAAUAUGUCGCGGAAAGAAAGUUAUUUCUGUUCAUCACGAUCGGAUGAAACCACACAAGUCAAGGCCCGUACAUCUCACAUCGGAAGUGAUAUGUCAACCGAUUGAUAAUCUCCAACACGAUAAGACGGAUCCUGGACGGGAUGUAGGGUCCAAGGAAUGGGAAUGUUGUUCAGGAGGCGUUGACCAACCGGAGAAUGGCAGCAAUGACGAUAUGGACCAACUGGAGAAUGAUAACGAAGACAGUAUGGGUGAAGACCACAAUGGUGAUGAUGCAGUUCGAAUCCAACGUCCCGUCCGCAAUCGACGUCGCCCACAGCGAUACGGAGAUUACCUAAUGGAUUCUGACAUUGAUUCUAGUAUGGACUCUGAUUAA